AUGUCCUCCCAAUCCCACCACGGUCAUUCCGCGACGACUCGCUCGUUCCCCGCCUACAACCCUGUCGCCGCAGUGACAGCACCCGCGGGGACCUUGCUUCCGGGCACAAAGAUCCAGGUCGGCAGCCAUCGCGUGGUGAUUGAAAAGUACCUCUCCGAAGGUGGCUUCGCUCACGUAUACGUGGUGCGAUUGCCCCAACCUGUCAAUGGUACCGACUCGGCAGUCCUGAAGCGGGUGGCUGUCCCCGACAAAGCGGCCUUGGCCAACAUGCGCACGGAGGUGGAAACCAUGAAGAAACUCAAGGGUCACCGCCACAUUGUGAAAUAUAUUGAUUCGCAUGCCUCGCAGUUACGUGGAGGCGGCUACGAGGUGUUCUUGGUCAUGGAGUACUGCGCCGGCGGUGGUCUUAUCGACUUCAUGAACACUCGGCUUCAGCACCGCUUGACAGAACCUGAGAUCGUGAAGAUCUUCUCCGAUGUCGCAGAGGGAGUUGCUUGUAUGCAUUACCUCAAACCGCCUCUGCUCCACCGCGAUCUGAAGGUCGAGAACGUCUUGAUCUCCGGCAAGGGAAGCUCGGCGACCUACAAACUUUGUGAUUUUGGAUCGUCGGCACCCCCUCGUCCGGCUGCUACUUCUGCAGCUGAGGGCCGACUGAUUGAAGAUGAUGUGCAGCGCCAUACAACGCUGCAGUACCGCAGCCCAGAGAUGAUUGAUGUUUACCGGAAGCAACCCAUUGAUGAAAAGAGUGAUAUCUGGGCGCUCGGUGUCUUCUUGUACAAACUAUGCUACUAUACAACUCCUUUUGAAGAAGUCGGUCAGAUGGCUAUUCUAAACGCGACUUUCAAAUACCCCUCUUACCCCUCAUUCUCGAGUCGGUUGAAGCUGUUGAUCGGCUCAAUGCUGAAAGAAGACCCGCGCAAGCGACCUAAUAUAUAUGAAGUCGUGCGCGAGGUGUGCAAAAUGCAAGGAAAGGACGUUCCCAUCAAAGACAUAUACUCCGAUCGCUCUGUUUCAGAAGCGCGCAAGUAUCAAGAGCUACCUCCUACUCCCACGGAAGCUCCGGCCCCCGGCGCAAAGUUUUCACCUCCGGUGCAGGAAACUGAGAUUAUCCCGGAGAUUGCGCCUAUGCGCCGUGGUCGACCAGGGAGGCCCCAUUCAUCCCAACCCAGCUCCUCGCGGCCAAGCCCCUCGCCGUACAGAGAUAAUGCUCCUAGUUCAUCACAUGACCCGUUUGCAGCUUUGGACGGCGAUGCAGCUCGAAGGAAUGCAGAGGAGGCAGCAAAACGAUUCCCAUCCCUGGAUCAAUUUGAUAUCUUGCACGAAAAAGGCGACAAGUUCGAAUUUGAACCCACCGUGGAACCCAAGUCCGAAGAUGAGGAUCUUUCAAAGAGACUCACCAAUGCCUUGGCUGAUGAUGCUUUUGCCCGACGUGUUUCGCCUGAACGUGCGCCAAACCCUGCUUAUAAGCGACCUUCACAGGCUUCUCCUGUGCGAGCAACCGUCGCACGCGAGGCCCCUCGAGAGGCUACGCCCUUGUACCAACCUGCUCCACAGCGGCCCACAAUGGUGUCGACAGGUACCAUGACGUCGCCUGCUCAGACCCCGCGUCUGCCAGAGGCGAAGAUCUCGAGCCGCCCGAUCUAUAGGUUCCCAGCUUCCGAUCAUGAACAACGAUCCUCCAGCCAGCCCUGGACAGCAGAGGAGGAACAAAGAGCAACCAGACCGCACAAAGCGUCUUCGCCUCCAAUGUCGAGCUUGAAGCCAGAGGGAAGUCCACGGGUGUCAUCUGACCGCCUAUCCAUUCACUCAAGCUCUGCCCGCCCCUCAAUGGAAACCUUGAGACGGCCGUCGACAUUAGAGGUUACUGAGUCUGCGGGACGUUCCAGAUCAGCCGUUGGAAAAGGAAGACCCUUGUCAGUACAAUCGGGAGCAAGAUACGACCUUCCGCGCGAUACUGAAAGCUCCCGGUCUUCCUUGGACAUGUCGCGCAUGCAGUAUGAGGGAGGUGCGCCCCUGCGAUCCGUCCGCACAGAGGUGGAUCGUGAGUCCGACCGAGCCAAGAUAGCUUCUGACGUCGAAUAUUUACGUGCCAUGGAAGAAGAGGAGAGCAACCGCAAGCGCGAGAAACGUUCCAGCGGCAGCUAUAAACAUGGCAAGCGUGGUAGCCUAUCUAACUUGUCCCUCUCAGGCGGUAAGAACCUUUUUGCUGGUCGGUUCGGAGACGCAUUCCGCCGCUUUGAGGCUGGUAACCAAGACAAACCUUCAUCGCCAUCGGCAGAGGAUGCGCCGCAGCAAGGCCUGAUCGGGGCGUCUGACUCGACCGAUGAAGGCUAUUCCCAGAAUGACGAGAGUGCGCUCGAAGACGCGGACCGCGACGACAUUUCGCCAGAGAUGCGCCGCGAGCUGGAGCGUCGCCGACUCUCCCAGGAGGAGAAAAGAGUUGCGAGUGCCGCCGCUGAGUAUCGCCGGCGGGUUGCUGAAAAGGGUGAUGGUGGCAGGGCGGUGGGUGAAGGACCUCGUUCUCGCACGAUCCAGAGCAAAGUGCAGUCGUUGCUUGGGGAAUCUGACAAACCAGUCGUUCCUAAGACUGCCACUGGGUAUGGUCGAUUCACGGAGACUUCCUCUCCUUUGCAGGCAAAGAAGAGCGAGGUCCAGCCCAACCUCUCCGGUCAACCUUCGAGUUCUCGCGCACCGGGACCCGUCUACAGCGCUCGUAACAGCUCACUGACACCCUCGACCCGCCGAGACGCCGCGAGUGCUCCUGCGGGAAUUCAGCAAUCCACACAACGCCCCGUCACUCGACCAGCUGCGCCGCCCAAGCCUAAAAAUCUGCAAGUUGGUGGCAGUGCUUCCCGACCAGGGACUGGCCAUGACAAUCGUCCUUCCUCCCAAGCGACUCCCCAGAGUCCCGGAGAAGACUGGGAGGCCAACUUCAGCAAGAGGUUCCCAAGCCUAUCUGGGAUCGAGAUGGAAACAGAGAUUGAGAUCCCGAAGUUUCCUAGCUUGAGGACCCGGGAAGUGUAG
Messenger RNA from Penicillium soppii, 3024 nucleotides. RefSeq names its product putative serine/threonine protein kinase. Gene Ontology annotation, molecular function: protein serine/threonine kinase activity; ATP binding. Gene Ontology annotation, biological process: actin cortical patch assembly; actin filament organization; protein autophosphorylation. Gene Ontology annotation, cellular component: cytoplasm. The record is from RefSeq and is a predicted model, not a curated record. Lineage: Eukaryota; Fungi; Ascomycota; Eurotiomycetes; Eurotiales; Aspergillaceae. Bases 1 to 3024 code for a protein of 1007 amino acids. The transcript has 3 exons.